CUCGCUGCACCAAUAAUUCGCGGCUCUCAAAAUAUAAUCUAUUGCUUUUUAUUGACGAAAAUAUGCAACUUACUAUAAUGUGAAAAAUGUAUAUUCAAAAUAAUCACAAUGAUCAAAAACUAUAAAGAAUACCACGGUCAACAAAAAAUACAGCCCGAUAUCAGCACUGAAUAUAAGAUAUAUUAGAAUCUAUAAAUUCUUAAAAUUUAACCUUCCUACAUGUGUGUAUCCAUAUACACUACUGGUACUCUGUCACUGAACAAAUACAAUCCAAAAAGAUUAAUGUUUGAUAUUUUGGAGAUGUGGAGAGUUGCAGAUGCUUGUUAGGGAUAUCAAACCUCCUGAAAUGUGAUUAUAGAGCAGAGUUAAACAAGGUGGAGCAGCACUUUCACAUUUCAGGAAUUGUUGCAUCACUAAAUAAAACAAACUGUGUUUUUAAAUGUUUGAAAAGAUGGCUUUCCCUCAGAGGUGAUCAAGUUGUGUAAAUGUGAUGUUUGUUUCUCCAGGAGAGCCUCGUGCCAUUUGCCCGAAUCCGACAAUUGAGGCGGUGGAAGGUGAUGCGGUCACUCUACCCUGUUAUCUGGAUCCCCCGCACAGCGUAGUGGAUUAUGCUGCCGAUUGGAAAAGAGCUGACCUCAAAAAGGUCGUCUACUCGUACCGACACAAGCAGGAAAAUCGCAAUGACCAGAUGGCUCAAUACAAAGGCAGGACAACUUUCAACUUUGACAACCUGAUAAGAGGAAACAUGGCACUACAGAUCUCCUCACUACAGCCGUCUGACAGUGGACCAUACGAAUGCUUUGUCUCAAGACUGUGGACCAGCUGUGGUGUUAAUGUCACUGUUGUGAGCAAAGACCAGCAGAACACGACAGAGAGAGAUGAUUACAGCGCGCCCAGACCUCCACUGGAUGAGCCACACAACACUGAUGGUAGAAACAGAGAGACUGCCCGCGCUGUUAUCAUUUCCACUGUUGUCCUUCUUUUUGGAGUUCUGAUUGUGGUUCUGGUGAAACGUGGAACGAUCCAGAAAAGUAUGACGAGGCUCAGAGGACAGGGGGAGCAAAAGUCGGAGGCGGCAAACGGCUGUGAGCUGAAACAUCUGAGGACUUCAUCAACAAACAGUGACCCCGAUGCAGGCAACUUGAACAAUGUGCAAGUAGUAAAGUGAUGGCCCAAACCAUCAGGUCAUUUUCUUUAAAGAAUAUAUUUGUUUAAUUGUCAGCCCUCCAAAAAUCAGCAACCUUUCAUCCUUUUUAAUAUUAAUCGUGUCUGUUGCUCUUAUCCAUAAAUUCAUGUACAUGAGGGACGGUGCUAUACACAAGAACAAAGAUUGAAAGAUACCAAAGUUAGCCUGAAACUGGUGUAAGUUAUCUUUACCAAUUUUCAGUCACACAGAACCUCAGGUCAUCUUACUGACAGAUACUAAACUGAGUUGGUUUCUCUGGAGCUGCACUCAAACGGUUCAUCUCAAACUCAUCUGACAGAAAGUUCACUGUUUACAUUAACAAUUACUCUGGUGUCCCACAAGGGGGCGAUCUUUGGACCUGUUCUGUUUUCUCUGUAGAUGCGACCUCUGGGUCGACUCCACUGGUGUCUCUGAACAUUGCUAUGGCGAUAACGCACAGCUUCGCUUCUCAGGGAAUGACCUCAAUAACGUUUAUUCGUAUAGCACAUUUCAACAACAAGGUAAUUCAAAGCGUUUUAACUAAAACUUAAAAGCCACAUAGAGAAAUAUAAAGUUAACAAACUAAUGUUAAUAGACAAUUAGAAAUUUAAAACGGGACAGUUAAAGUUACAGUUCAAGUUAUUAAUCUACAGCAUUGUUUGGUUUAAUUAGUGGCAGUGAUAAAAGAAAAGUCUUCAGUCUUGAUUUUAAAAGAACUGAAAGUUUCAGCAGACCUGCAGUUUUCUGGGAGUUUGUUCCAGAUAUGGAGAAUAGAAAUUGAACACUGCUUCUCCAGGUUUAGUUUUGACAGACAGGAAGCCAGUGUAAAGACCUCAGAACUGGACUGAUCCACUUUUCUGGUCUUAGUGAGGACUCGAAUCAGCUGCAGCUGUCUGAUUCAGGUUUUAGGGAGAUCUGUAAAGACACCGUUACAGCAGUCGAGUCGUUUUGAAGAUAAAUGUAUAGACACGUUUUUCCAGGUCCUGCUGAGACAUAAGUCCUUUAAUCCUUGAAAUAUUAUUCAGGUGAUAGUAGGCUCACCUAGUCUUUAUGUGAACCCCUCAUCACUACACUCGUUCAGUAAACCAAACCUACAUUUUAAGCCAAACACAUGAAACUUCUUGUGCUCAUCCUAAUCUGUUCUUGUUUAGACUGGAACUUCUCUUUACCUUCAUUGCACUCUGCUGAAACUCUACAGGUUGGCCUUCUAUAAAACACUGUUUGCCUUAAGUUUUGUUUAUUGUGCCUUAAUCUUUCUGUGUAUCAUGUGUAAUGUAUAUGUGUAUAUGUGGUUGCUGAUGUACUGUAUGUGUAUUUAAACUUGUCUUGUAUCCUAUUUGUGAAGCACUUUGACUCUUAAAGCAUUAUUUGAAUUAAGAAUAAAUUCAUCAUUGGACUCCUA
This is a messenger RNA of Micropterus salmoides (largemouth bass), 2567 nucleotides long. Its product is annotated as butyrophilin subfamily 3 member A2-like. Bases 491 to 1168 code for a protein of 225 amino acids. The transcript has 4 exons. NCBI's taxonomy places the organism in Eukaryota, Metazoa, Chordata, Actinopteri, Centrarchiformes, Centrarchidae. The record is from RefSeq and is a predicted model, not a curated record.